CGGAAGCUAAAUUCCGGCAUUCUAGCUAGUUCUUCCGGCUUUCUUCACCCCUGGUACAUCCUACCAUCCUCAAGUCCUGAAGCCCCUGACUGGGCAGGAUGGGCCGGGGAGCAAAGCCGAAGAGUCUACGGCGCAAGUGAAAAGCGGCGCUCGGAGCCACCCACUGGCGGUGGACACGCAGGUCCCGACCGGCGUAGACUGCAGAGUAGGCCCUGCCGUAGCAAGCGUCUCCCGGCCACCGACGUCGCGUCGUCUUCCUCCAGGAUCGCUAGUGCCGGGCCUGCGCUCCUACCAACGGCACCCGGGGCCCAGUGCAUUCACAGGCCUCCCCUCCAAUGAUUCAAAAGUCACGCCCGGCGCUGCUGCAACACCAGGAUGUCGGAGACCGGGUGGAAACGCUUAUGUUGCAGCCAGUGAUCAAAGCUUUCUUGUGCGGCUCCAUCAGUGGGACCUGCUCUACCGUCCUCUUCCAACCCCUGGAUCUCCUCAAAACCCGCCUGCAGACCCUCCAACCCUCGGCCCAUGGGUCCAGACGUGUUGGCAUGUUGGCUCUGCUCCUGACUGUGGUUCGCACGGAGAGUCUGCUGGGCCUCUGGAAAGGGAUGUCUCCUUCCAUCGUGAGGUGUGUCCCUGGCGUUGGCAUCUACUUUGGCACCCUCUACUCUCUGAAGCAGUACUUCCUGCGAGGCCAUCCCCCCACCGCCCUGGAGUCAGUCAUACUGGGGGCGGGCUCCCGCUCGGUUGCAGGGGUCUGCAUGUCACCCAUCACUGUGAUCAAGACACGGUACGAGAGUGGGCGGUAUGGCUACCAGAGCAUCUACGCCGCCUUGAGGAGCAUCUGUCACAGCGAAGGGUUCCGGGGCCUCUUCAGUGGCCUGACAGCAACACUGCUGCGCGAUGCCCCCUUUUCCGGAAUCUACCUCAUGUUUUACAGCCAGACCAAAAACGUUGUGCUUCACGACCAGUUGGAUGCAGUCCUUGUUCCCGUUGUGAAUUUCAGCUGUGGGAUAUUUGCUGGGAUUCUGGCCUCGCUGGUAACUCAACCUGCAGAUGUGAUCAAAACUCACAUGCAGCUCUCCCCAGUGAAAUUUCGGUGGAUUGGCCAGUCAGUCACGCUCAUUUUCAAAGACUAUGGGCUGCGUGGCUUCUUCCAAGGCAGCGUCCCCCGGGCCCUCCGCAGAACCCUGAUGGCAGCCAUGGCGUGGACAGUCUACGAAGAGAUGAUGGCCAAGAUGGGCCUGAAGUCCUGACCCAGCGGGGACCGGGCAAAGACGGGACCUGUUGCCCUGCUUGGUUUCUGCCAAGGGCCGCUUCAUCUCACCACGCUGGAGUCGGAUGAAGUCCUAGCAGGAGAGCCUGGCAGACACAUCGCCUUCAGUUACUCAGUUCAAGAAGAGAAUAGGUGGGCUCAACUCAAAUAGGUGGACCCGACUUAAGCCUUCUGAACCUCCCAGAAGAGGAGUCCCUGAUAGAGCACGGUGGGGAGUCAGGAAAAGGGUCUGCCUACCUUACAAGGCCAUGUGAAAGGGCAUUUCCAGAGAGUGCUGUCGGUGGUCCCGCUCAGCCACCCACUACACCAUGCCGCCUCCUUGGAUCUGCUCCUGGGCAAGAAAUCACAACCCUAGAGAUGCUGUGAGCUGUCCCUCGUGUCUGAGGAGUUCCAGCAGCGAGACUGGAUCUGCCAAGCGAGGAGUCACACUCAUCAGGCUGAAGUCUCCCUCUGAGGUGAUGUUAGAAUGAAGAAGAAAAGAUGUCAUGACUUAACUGAUUCCUUGUUAAUUUCUAAGAGGCUCCAGGGAAGCAGGGAAGGGAAGUAGCUUCCUAGCCUCUAAGUGUCCAAGUAAUACUUUUUGGUCUCGGCCCGUGAACGGUUUCAACUCCCAAGUUGAUCUGGCAUUUUUCUGCAGCUAAAGUUGGGAUAAAUAAAGUGGAGCACUUUAUCAUUGGAAAACCUCAAGUGCCAUGAGUCCAUCCUACAGUGACAAAAUAAGGUGGCUAACACUUGAUCUGUAUAGGUCCUCAAGCUUAAAAUUGUUUAAAAUAGCUUUAUUUUAUAUGUUACAUGAUCUGCCCAUUCCAAAUACACAAUUCUGUGAUUUUUUAAAGUAACUUUACUGUCUGGUGCCGCCAUCAGCAUAAAUCAGUUUUAGAACACAUUCACACCCCAGUAAGAGCUCUUAUUUACGAUGAACCCUCAUUCCAAGCCCAGCAGCCACUGAUCUGCUUUCUGUCCAUAAAUCUGCCUUUUCUAUGCACCUCCUAUAAGGGGACUAAUACAAUGUAGUCUCGUGAAUCUUCCAUAUGAAGUCUCUUGUGUCUGGCUUCUUUCACUUAGCAUAACAUUUUGGAAGUUCAUCUAUGAUGUGGCAUCUUCAAUACUUUAUUCUUUUUUAUGGCCAAAUAUUGUGUGCCUAUUUUAUUUAUCCACUCAUCAGUUGAUGAAUGUGAAUUGUGAACACUUUUUGGCACUCAGGAAUAACGCUACUAUGAACAUUCCUGUAUGAAUCAUUUAUGUGGAUAUAUAUUUUCAUUUCCCUCGUGUACAUGCCUCGGAGUGGUGUUACUGGUGGUAUUACUCUUAUGGUUCUGGUGGUUACUGGCAGUUCUUGGCUUUCAUCACUCCAGUCUCUGUCUGUCUUCACAGUGCUUUCUCCCCCAUGUAUCUUUCUGUCUGGAUUUCCGAGUUUAAGUUUAUACUUUAUAUUUUAAGGUUAGAAUGCCCUGUGUACAGUUAUACUAUGUGGAGGAGUACAAGAGAGGAAAAGUGGGAUCCUAGUCUCGUGGCGCCUAAGCCACUAGUGCUUGGCGUGCUGUGUGUGAGGUUGUGUGCUGGGGCAAGCGGGAAGCACUUGCAGCUGGCAGCGGCGGACUUGGGGCGGGAAUGCAGGGCGGGCGGCUUAACCCAGAUGACGGAUGGGGCGUCUGCUGCCUGAGGACUGACAGCCUCUGAGGCAAGAUGCUCAGGGUUCUUGGCCUCUUCAGUCUUCUGUGACCACCCGCAUCUUGGGCUCUGGGAGCCUGGAGCCAGUGAGGGCCCUGCCAGGGACUCGGGAGGGAAGGAGCAGAGAUGAGGCCCAGAGGUGCAGGCUUCAUCCAGUACAAAUUUGCUCAUCUUACACACACUGAUGAAUUUCAGCUACCAGAGUCCCCUUCCCCACUCCUCAUUUUUUCUUUUGGGGGCAUAUCAUCUUAAAAUUUGGAGAAAUCAUCUCAUUUUCUCUAAAAGUGGGGUAAAACUGAAAUUCGCCUUUACGAAAUCUGACUCUAAGAGUGAAGGCUCCUGGCCUGGGGUCUGCAUAUCCCAGGCUCCAAGAAUUUUUUCCUCUCCCACUGUCUCCCACAAGUAUUGACAUUCAGGCAGGAAGUGGGUAGUGAGCUUCAGCUGACUUUGGAAACACUGCCCAGUGCCCACCCCCCCUCCUUUUUUUUUUAAAUUAAAAAAUUGUUAACUGCC
Molecule: messenger RNA, 3454 nt
Organism: Capra hircus (goat)
Lineage: Eukaryota; Metazoa; Chordata; Mammalia; Artiodactyla; Bovidae
Gene: SLC25A38
Product: solute carrier family 25 member 38
Exons: 7
Coding region: 336-1250 (304 amino acids)
Biological process (GO): glycine import into mitochondrion
Cellular component (GO): mitochondrial inner membrane; mitochondrion
Molecular function (GO): glycine transmembrane transporter activity
Source: RefSeq, a predicted model, not a curated record